Molecule: messenger RNA, 771 nt
Organism: Hibiscus syriacus
Lineage: Eukaryota; Viridiplantae; Streptophyta; Magnoliopsida; Malvales; Malvaceae
Exons: 2
Coding region: 1-771 (256 amino acids)
Source: RefSeq, a predicted model, not a curated record
AUGAAUGGGAUUCUAGGAAAUCUACUUGGGUUGUGCACUAUUCCUUGUUGGUGGAACCGUGGUUUGAUUAGAAUCAAUCCUGCGAUUGGGAUUAGAAACAAGUUGUGGAGGCAUUUAAAAGAAUUGGAUCCAGGUUUGGGGUUGCCGUGGUUGCUUGGUAGGGAUUUUAAUGUUAUUAGUAAUUAUGGUGAACGACAAGGUGGUUCUCAACGGCGCCAUGGAGUUUGCGUAAAAUUUGGUGAAUUUAUGUUCGAUAUAGGGUUGAUUGAUAUGGGGUUUUCAAGUCCAAAGUUCACUUGGAAACGUGGAACCCUUUCUAAAAGGUUGGAUAGGUGUAUUUGCAAUGCUGAGUGGUAUGAUUACUUUGAAAAUUCUGAAGUCUUUCACCUCCAAAAAUUGGGUUCGGAUCAUCGACCCAUUCUCCUUAAGUUUGGGGAGCAGCAGGAGGCUUCCCAUAAUCGAUAUUUCCGAUACAUUGAUGCUUGGAGUGAUCACCCAGAUUUCCAAAACUUACUGAUGAAUUCUUGGAAAAAUGAUAGAGACUUAUACGAAAAUAUACUUGAAUUCCAAGCUCAAAGUACCAAGUGGAAUAAAGAGGUGUUUGGGCAUAUUGGGAGGCGUAAGAAUUUGUUGCUUGCUCGAAUCCAUGAAGUUGAAAAAGCAGUGGAUAAUUCCAAUGAUCAUGCUCUACUAGAUCUAGAGACAAGGCUUAAAAAGGAGUUGAACGUAGUUCUCGCUCAAGAAGAAAGCUUGUGGAACCAAAAAAGCUAG